Messenger RNA from Soboliphyme baturini, 824 nucleotides. The record is from the annotation of a GenBank genome assembly. NCBI's taxonomy places the organism in Eukaryota, Metazoa, Nematoda, Enoplea, Dioctophymatida, Soboliphymatidae.
AUGGCAGUGAAAGGUGAACGAUUGAAAUCGGGUGAUGUCCGAGUUACUUGUUCCUCAGCACUCAUCGUGUUGCUGGCAGCGAGCACGUUAACCUCUGUGAGAGCAGAAGAAGAGUAUUUGGCCGAAAAGUGCACAAAAGAUACCCAAUCCUUUUCCCUUGUGGAAUUUGUCGUAUCACUGAACGAGACCGUGGCGGUAAGAGCGUCAAUAUUUCAAGGUGGCUCCUCGAAAUAUGUCUUCCUUCUUUUCAAUGCGUUGCGGCCUUUUUCUCGUACACGAAAACGGAACGAGAAGCUGAACGAAAUUCCUAGGAGUAUCGACAUCUCGUCUAUUGACGCAUAUUUCAACCGUUUCGAUGGAUCCUAUUCCGCCAAGAAACCAGACUGGUUCGUCGAACUUGUCCAUGAUCGGUCUGUGCGGUUGGGCAUUCUUAUAUUUGAUCGAGAUCGCUUUACAAAUGUCGUCAAAAUGAAAUCGUUCGCCGUAAGCCGAUCGAGGCGUUUCAGAGACAUCAGCAACGAUUGCGUGGUGCCCAAGUGGGAACACGAUCCUUUUUACACUGCCACGGAUCUUUGCCACGUGUUUGGUUCGCCGCUUCGAGUCGGACGCUGCCCAACCGGCAAGGGGUUGCCUGGCGACUCAGUUUGUGGCACCCUCAAGAAAACUGUCGCUGUAGACGACUGUGUGAGUAUAUCAUUGGCUUCUGUAUUCGUGCCUUGCAUCUGGAAGACAGACGAUGCAUUAAAUACAUUGCUAUUAAAUUAUUAUUACAUAUUAAAUACUUUGCAUAACUCCGGCAUGGCCGGUCCCAAGCCCGGAUGAGA